AUGGCGGAAGUCUUCCUGCGAGCAAUUAAUCAGUAUGCAGAUAUGCUAAACAAAAAAUUUCUUGAUCAAGCCAACUUUGAGUUACAGCUUUGGAACAACUACUUCCACCUGGCUGUUGCUUUUCUCACACAAGAGUCUUUACAACUGGAGAAUUUUUCAAGUGCUAAAAGAGCAAAAAUACUUAACAAGUACGGUGAUAUGAGAAGGCAGAUCGGUUUUGAAAUCAGGGAUAUGUGGUAUAAUCUGGGUCAGCAUAAAAUCAAGUUCAUCCCAGAAAUGGUGGGACCUAUCUUGGAAAUGACGCUGAUCCCUGAAACCGAACUUCGAAAAGCUACAAUCCCAAUCUUCUUUGAUAUGAUGCAGUGUGAAUUUCAUUCUACUAGAAGCUUCCAGAUGUUCGAAAAUGAGAUCAUCACGAAACUGGAUCAUGAAGUGGAAGGAGGCAGAGGAGAUGAACAGUACAAAGUGUUAUUUGACAAAAUUCUCUUGGAGCACUGCAGAAAACACAAAUACCUGGCUAAGAGCGGAGAAACUUUUGUGAAACUUGUUGUCCGCUUAAUGGAGAGGUUGUUGGACUACAGGACCAUAAUGCAUGACGAGAACAAGGAGAACCGCAUGAGCUGUACUGUCAACGUGCUGAAUUUCUACAAGGAGAUUGAGAGAGAAGAAAUGUACAUAAGGUAUUUGUACAAACUGUGUGACCUGCACAAAGAAUGUGAUAACUAUACAGAGGCUGCCUACACGUUACUUCUGCAUGCCAAGCUUCUUAAGUGGUCAGAAGAAGCAUGUGCAGCACAUCUUACCCAGCGGGAUGGAUACCAGGCUGCUACUCAAGGACAGUUGAAAGAUCAACUCUAUCAAGAAAUUAUCCAUUACUUUGACAAGGGCAAGAUGUGGGAAGAGGCCAUUGCCUUGGGUAAAGAACUUGCAGAACAGUAUGAAAAUGAAAUGUUUGAUUAUGAACAACUCAGUGAACUGCUGAGAAAGCAAGCCCAGUUCUAUGAGAACAUUGUGAAAGUCAUAAGACCAAAACCAGACUACUUUGCUGUUGGGUACUACGGCCAGGGAUUUCCAACAUUCAUAAGGAACAAAGUCUUCAUUUACCGGGGAAAGGAGUACGAACGCCGUGAAGACUUCGAAGCAAGGUUAUUGACUCAGUUUCCAAAUGCAGAAAAAAUGAAAACGACGUCUCCACCGGGCGAUGACAUUAAAAACUCCUCCGGCCAGUAUAUUCAGUGCUUUACUGUAAAGCCAAAACUGGAUUUACCAUCUAAAUUUCACAGGCCAGUGUCAGAACAAAUCGUGAGUUUCUAUAGGGUGAAUGAAGUCCAACGGUUUGAGUAUUCACGCCCUGUUCGAAAAGGAGAGAAAAACCCAGACAAUGAAUUUGCGAAUAUGUGGAUUGAGAGAACCAUCUAUGUGACAGCGUAUAAAUUACCAGGGAUUCUGAGGUGGUUUGAAGUCAAAUCAGUUUUCAUGGUUGAAAUUAGUCCCCUGGAAAAUGCAAUAGAAACCAUGCAGCUAACAAACGAUAAGAUCAACAAUAUGGUUCAACAGCAUUUAAAUGAUCCAAAUCUACCCAUUAACCCGCUCUCGAUGCUGCUUAACGGCAUUGUGGAUCCCGCAGUCAUGGGAGGGUUCACAAACUACGAGAAGGCUUUUUUUACUGAAAAAUAUAUGCACGAGCAUCCAGAAGAUCACGACAAGAUUGAAAAACUGAAGGAUCUGAUUGCUUGGCAGAUCCCGUUCCUGGCGGAAGGCAUCCGGAUCCACGGGGAGAAGGUGACGGAGGCGCUGCGGCCCUUCCACGAGCGGAUGGAGGCUUGCUUCAGGCAGCUGAAGGACAAAGUGGAAAAACAGUAUGGCGUCCGCGCUGUCCUUUCAAGUCUAGAUGAUAGACGGGGCAGUCGGCCACGGUCUAUGGUGAGGUCCUUCACGAUGCCAUCAUCUUCAAGACCCCUCUCCGUUGCGUCGGUGUCUUCCAUCUCCUCCGACAGCACACCUUCUCGACCGGGCUCGGAUGGGUUUGUGCUGGAGCCCCUCCUGCCAAAAAAGAUGCAUUCUAGGUCUCAAGAUAAAUUGGACAAGGAUGACCUAGAUAAAGAUAAGAAAGAAAAGAAGAAGGAGAAAAGGAACAGCAAGCAUCAGGAGAUAUUUGAUAAAGAAUUUAAAUCUACUGAUAUUUCUCUGCAGCAGUCUGAAGCAGUGAUCCUUUCAGAAACGAUCAGCCCACUGAGACCACAGAGACCAAAAAGCCAAGUCAUAAACGUCAUUUCAAGUGAAAGACGUUUCUCCGUCUCUCCAUCGUCUCCCAGCUCCCAAGCGACGCCACCACCAAUUACACCACGGACAAAACUUUCCUUCGGCAUCCAGUCCAAUCUGGAGCUGAAUGGUAUGUCCAGCUCCGACAUCCCCGACGUUCCUCCUCCUCUGCCUCUCAAAGGAAGCAUGGCCGAUUAUGGGAACCUCAUGGAAAGUCAAGACUUGAUCAGCCCGGCGACCUCCCCCCCUGCCCAUCAAAGGCACCUGCCGCCUCCGCUCCCCAGCAAGACUCCCCCGCCUCCGCCUCCAAAGACAACUCGGAAGCAAACGUCUGUUGACUCUGGGAUUGUCCAGUGAAGAAGGAAGCGUUUUUUCCAAAGAUAAAGCUGUAACAAUUCAUUUCCCUAAGUAUUUUAUGGUAUAUAAUGUUUACCUCAUUCAGGCGUGCAGUAUCUAACAUUUAGUGCAAUGACUCUAACUCCGUAAGAAAUCUAUUUCUAGCUGUGUGUGGGAAACAACACUACAUUGCCCCUCUUUCUGGGGUUAUUCCCUCCCGUAACUUGAAAGAAAUCUGGAUUUCUACUUGAGACCGGGAGGUAUUCAUCAACUGACAGUGCCCUCUUCCUAAACCUUCUCCCUGCUUCUUCUGAAUAACUUCAGGCACAUAGGUAGCUGUGGACAUUAAAAUGAGAGUUGACUAUUUUGUACCUAAAGCAUUCAGGUAGCUGUGGAGUUUAAAAUGAGCUGAGUAUUUUGUACCUAAUCUCAGCGUAUAUAGGAAUCGAUGAUGAUAUUCACAUUGAAUUCAGUGCAUGUUCGAGUAGGCUUCACAGUAAGGAGAAGCUGCCGUAGGAUUUCCCCAAAUAACGGUU
Messenger RNA from Balearica regulorum gibbericeps (East African grey crowned-crane), 3134 nucleotides. The record is from RefSeq and is a predicted model, not a curated record. Lineage: Eukaryota; Metazoa; Chordata; Aves; Gruiformes; Gruidae.